AAAUUAAUGGGUUAAUGCAAAUGUACAACGGCUUGUUAUCAGAAAGAAGAAAUCACUUCUUUAAAGAUCUCAUCUCAUUCGAUACAAAUAUCUAUCAAAUAGAAUAAAAACUAUUAGGACAAGACUUUCGAUAAAAUUGAGCCUCCCAAUCAAAAAGAUUUAGAAUCUGGAAUACUCAAAAAUUCAAUCACUAGCAAGAUUUCAAUUUAAGAAUUAUCCAAAAAUUUGAUACAAACUUAAGCUAGAAUGCCAGAUUAAGUGAUAGAUUCUAUGCAAUCAUCAGAGAGAAAAACUCUACCUGUAAGCUGAAUAUUCUAAACGAGUUAUUGUAAUUGCCUAAUGGCACGAAAUACGAAGGGUAAUGGUUGAAUGGAAUGAGGGAUGGAUUUGGAAAAUAGAUAUGGCCAGAUGGAUCAAUAUAUGAAGGGGAAUGGAAACAAGAUAAAUCUAAUGGGCAUGUAUCCAAUCAAGAAAUUACUAUAGGGUAGAUUGAUACAUUUUGAUGGUGAUCUCUAUGAUGGUGAAUGGAUAGAUGAUACAGCAUGUGGAAAAGGAAUCUAUAUUCACAUAAAUGGAGCUAAAUAUGAAGGUGAUUGGCUUAAUGAUAAUCAACAUGGCAAUGGAUUUGAAGCAUGGCCAGAUGGGGCUAGAUAUCAAGGAGAAUAUAAAUUUGGGAAAAAAAAUGGAAAAGGUAUCCUAACAUUUACUGAUGGUGCUAAUUAUGAAGGUGAAUUUAUUUGUAUGAUAUUUUAGGAAAUUUUGUAGAUAAUGAAAUUUCAGGAUAUGGAAUUUAUAAAUGGGAAGAUGGACGAAUUUAUACAGGAUAAUGGCAAGAUAAUAAAAUGCAUGGAGAAGGAACUCUAAGAUGGCCAGAUGGAAGGUGUUUCAAAGGAGUAAUGCUAACCAUAAUUAUCUAUUCUAGAGUUAUGAAAAUGACAAAAAGUAAGGUAAUGGAAUAUUUUAUUUUGGGGAUGGUAGAAAAUAUAUUGGGACUUGGAAUGAUGGCAAAUAGAAUGGUUUAGGAAUAUAUUAUUAGGAUGAGAGACAUUAUAAAAUUGGAGUAUGGUAAGAUGGGUAAAGAUAACAAUGGCUAAAUGAUCAGGAAAUAGAAGCUGUCAAAGAUUCAAUCUCUAAUUUAUAAAGAUUAUGA
Messenger RNA from Paramecium octaurelia, 1150 nucleotides. NCBI's taxonomy places the organism in Eukaryota, Ciliophora, Oligohymenophorea, Peniculida, Parameciidae. The record is from the annotation of a GenBank genome assembly.